CGUGCUGGUUCCACUCGUACUCUCUCCUCCUCCCUUGGGUCCAUCGACAUCCUCUCUCGCCGCGAUACCUCUCUCUCCCUCAUUCAUAUCAUCAAUAGCACGUCUCACACGUCAAUCUAUGGCUGACGAAAACUACACGCCCAACACAGCAUAUGUUGCAGAGAAGCCCACCGUCGCCGUCCCUGCCUGCCGACCUCGCUCCCCUUUUUCUGCGAAUGUGUCAAGAACCAUGGAUGAUGGAGAAACGCUCUGUUUCAAUCCGAGCAUUUCCGAAGAGGAACUCACAGCUUACGCCUCUGCUCCUACUGUUCACACCCGAGCCCACAAGCUACAACUCGAAGACGACAACCAGUUAUCUAUCGCUGCCUCGCUCGACCUUCUUUUUCCGCAUCUGCCUGAAAUACCUGAUUGCUGUGAAGUCCCUGCUGAAUGUGGUCAAACGCUCGGCCCAAAUGAGUCUGUGCUCCUCAAUACACCGUCAUCACAAUACCACUCUCUUGAAGGUUGUCCUCCUCUCCAGCAAGACCACCGUCCCCCCUCUCUCUUCCGUCAAUAUUUGGUCUCUGAGCUGGAACUGACGCGCGUUCCGACUGGUAUCUCGCCAUCGCCCGGUCUGUCUCGGUCACUCGACUUUGACAGUUGCAGUCAAGAUACCUCCUCUCUCGACUUGGGGACAGGUCUUGGUCACGGACUCGCCUCGCCCUUCAAUCCUCAAGUGUCGGCGUUCGGUCCGCAAGAGCAUCACAUCCUCCACUCGCAUCCUCUGGAACUCGUCUCGCCGGUGAUAGCACCCUCACCUCGGGAGCAAUGCGAUGAAAUCAGCUACCCUCUCGGCCAACGCCGGAGUGAUGCCCUUGCUGCUUGGCGACCCGCCCAGCCAGCGCCGCUUCCCCAUCGGCUGACCUACGAAUCGGGACUGAGCUAUGCCGGGAGCCUUGAGCAGCCGUUUCCGUCCUCGGCGUCGAUCUGGAUCGUCGAACGCACGCCUGCGCAGAGUGUUGAGCCGUCGUUGGAUCCGGACGUAGUCGUCUCGGCGUCGUGCCCGGUCCUUCGAGAACGCAAGUGGAGCAUAGAAGAGCAGAUCACGAUUGAGGUUCUCCGGGCUAUGGAUAGACGGGAUCGAGGGUUCCAAACUUCCGGGCUGUUAUUGCCGUGUCUUUGCUCUUCUGAUAGCUGUCCGACCAUUUCGAGCCGUAGGAAGGGGAUUCUCUACAGACUGAUGGAUAAGUUUCGCAGGAGCAGCAGCCUCUCAGAUGGACGGGGAGUCGUCUAGAUGCCUAUGUAGGUCACAAAUCCAGAAUGAUGUAGUGGUAGAUGUACCAGGUCAUUUAUGACCAGUCUAGUGGUAUCUAGUCUAAGUGCUCAUGAUACAUAUAGCCCUUGUACGCG
Messenger RNA from Mycena citricolor, 1389 nucleotides. The record is from the annotation of a GenBank genome assembly. Lineage: Eukaryota; Fungi; Basidiomycota; Agaricomycetes; Agaricales; Mycenaceae.